Molecule: messenger RNA, 1947 nt
Organism: Bradysia coprophila
Lineage: Eukaryota; Metazoa; Arthropoda; Insecta; Diptera; Sciaridae
Gene: bbc
Product: choline/ethanolaminephosphotransferase 1 bbc
Biological process (GO): phosphatidylethanolamine biosynthetic process
Cellular component (GO): Golgi apparatus; endoplasmic reticulum membrane
Molecular function (GO): ethanolaminephosphotransferase activity; diacylglycerol cholinephosphotransferase activity
Source: RefSeq, a predicted model, not a curated record
CACACCACAUUCAACUGUCAAUAAACGUGAAAUCUGUCUGUGGACAUCAGCAAUAAAAAAAUCAUUAAAAAAAUUUCGAGAUUCGGGAAUUAAAGUUCUAGAUGAUAACCGUAGUGUCCUAAUAUUAUAGCAUAAAAUGUCACAUAUUCGAAAUAUGUUCUUGUACAAAAAUAAACUGUUGUCGGGUGUGCAAUUGAAACGAUUAUCCGAACACAAAUAUGCUUGUACGAAUAUCAGCAUUCUUGAUCCAAUUUUGCAGCCUUGGUGGUGUUUUUUGGUAUCGAAAAUGCCCCUCUGGCUGGCACCGAAUCUUCUGACAAUUCUUGGAUUAUUCGUCAACGUAUUAACUACGCUAAUACUCGUUUUUUAUAGUCCAAAUGCUCGAGAAGAACCGCCACGGUGGGCCAGUGCACUAUGUGCGCUGGGUUUAUUUAUUUAUCAAAGUUUAGAUGCCAUCGAUGGCAAGCAAGCGAGACGAACGAAUUCGUCUAGUCCGUUGGGCGAACUGUUCGACCAUGGAUGCGAUUCGAUUUCAACGGUUUUCGUAGCACUAUCAGCUUGCAUAUCGGUGCGAUUAGGAUUUUAUCCGAAAUGGAUGUUUUUCCAGUGUUUCUGUGCGAUGACGCUGUUCUACUGUGCGCAUUGGCAAACAUAUGUGUCGGGGACGUUGCGUUUCGGCAAAGUGGAUGUGACAGAGGCUCAAUGUACGAUAAUGGCAAUUCACAUGAUAUCGGCAAUAUUCGGACCGAAUAUUUGGAUGGCUAAGGUGUUCGGUAAUUUCGAAUUUUGGAAUUCAAUGACAAUAAUGACGGUAGUGUGUGGCGUCUGGGCGCUAUCAGUCACACUCAGAGUAAUACAUGCCGGCGGAGUGGGCAAAAAUGGUUCAACGGUUGCAUUACCACUACUUGGAACUUGGACUCUCGUUCCCUGUGCGAUAUUUUUUAUUGGAUACAUGCACUGUUUCAUUGCAUUUAUCCAAAUAUUUGUUGACGGGGGUUGCGGAAAGAAUGGGUCAACUGUUGCGGGAACGAGCGUCAUAUCACCGAUAUUGCCGUUCUUGGCCGUUGUGUUGCCAGCAUUCAUUAUUUCGGAGAAAUCAGUUGAUGGCAUCUUCGAGAAUUACACAUCGUUGUACAUCCUGGCAUUCGGGAUGGUUGCUGCCAAAGUAACAAAUAAGCUUGUGAUUGCCCAUAUGACAAAAAGUGAAAUGGGAUAUUUGGACGCGGGAUUGAUGGGUCCAUUGCUACUAUUUUUAAAUCAAUAUUUUAACUGUUUUUUGCCGGAGUAUUGCGUUCUGUGGAUCGCGAUGAUCUGGUGCACAUUGGACUUAAUGAGAUAUUGCUCGCAGGUCUGCUUGGAGAUAUGCGAUCAUCUGAAUAUCGAACUGUUUCGGAUACCGUAUCCGCCUCGAUUGCCAACGAACCCAGCCGCAACACUGUUGAAGCAGGGAACCAGUGCGCAAUUAGCACCUAGUAAUAGUACGAGUGAUCGAAAUGGGUUGAGUGCGCCGACAGCGAAACGACAGACACGCUCAUCGAAGCGACAUUAGGCAAGACGACGACCGAAUAAUGCGUCACCAUCGCCACCCCCCACCAAUAUCACCCGCAGUAUUUAAGUAAAAAAAAUUGAGGUAUAAGAUGUAUGAGAGGACGCAUCAAUGCAGUGUCUUCUUUUGUUGGAUGUAAAUUUGUACGACGAUUUCUCGAUUAAGUUUUUUUUUUUGGCCGACGAGUGUGUUGGACAAAAAUUUUGAGAAACAAAUAUAAAAAAAUUUAAAAAAAAGAAACAUGAAAAGACACCGAAUGAUUUAGCAAUCGUAAAUAAAUGUUUAUGUAAAAAAAAUGAAGGAAAAGAAAUUAAGUUUUAAGUGAAACUGGGACAGUAUCGAUGAAGGAUGUGUUCACUUUUUGGUUACAAUAAAAAUGCAGUUUUGAAUAUGAAAAUAUG